UGAAAUUGGCGUCUCCUGCGUUUGGGUAACUAUGGAAACGGUGACGCAUGCGCAGCUGAGUCUAUUUGAAAUUGCGACACCCAGAUUCGACGUACGACAGAUGAACUUUAGUAACGAAGAAAGGACAACAAAAGGCAAAUUCUCACUCUGUCUCUCUUUCUCUCUCUUUUUGUCCUUCCCAUAUCACUGGUUCUGAAACUCUGCCCAGCAAAGGAGCAUAUGUGAUUCUCCGUGAAAAGUGCCUUCCCGUACUUGACAUGGCCAACCCUUUACGGGGUGAGGUGAUCAGGCUUUACAAAACAUUGCUGUACCUUGGACGUGAAUAUCCUAAAGGGUCAGCCUAUUUCAAGGAACGCCUGAAGUCAGCUUUCUUGAAGAACCAAGAUGUAACUGACCCUGAGAAGAUCCAAAAGCUCGUGGACCGUGGACAGUUUGUUAUCAAAGAACUGGAGGCUCUCUAUUUCUUAAGGAAAUACCGUGCCAUGAAGAAGCGCUAUUACGAUCCAGAAGAAAAAUGAUGAUUUAUUCUGCAUGGUUACUUUUUGAUGAGCUUCCAUGUUACAGAAGUAUUGGGAACUUGGAUAUAUAUCCAGUAACAUCCAAGACUUGUGACGACAGAAAAAGUUACCUUUAUUUCAUUUUCUCAGUGCAGUGAGGCCUUUGUCUGUGUAUUCAAUUUGAAAUACUAUUUUCUAAUAAGGCAAAUUUUAGCUCCAUCUCUAAUGAAUGCCAAGAAGUGCUGGUAGCUGUUUCUACUAAAGGUGCUUUGCAUUUUUACAAGCAUAUCUGCACCUUUAGGAUAAAUCUUUCAUGUCUUGAACAUAAUGUUAUUUUCACAGGUUUGCAGGGUGAUAGAUGGCAGAUAUGGGCAAUAUUUUGGAAGUAUGACACAAUCAAGAAAUAUUCCAAAUGACCCAACAUUAGUUCACUUACCAAACUUCACUACAGUCAUCUCACAGUGAAGUAGCAGGUCAAUCCAAGCCAUACUGUAAUGGUAAUUUGAGAUCAUUUGUAUUUACUUUUCCAUCGUCAAGGCCAUAUCAGAAGACAUCUUUGUGGCCUGUAAUACUCUUGAGGAGACCCAUAUCAUGACGGUUUUUUUGGUUUUAUUGUGGAGUGAAAUAUCAAGAGCAAUGACAAACCUAAUGAAUUUCUCUUAUUUGCAAUGUGCUAUUUGUUAUUGCAAUUAUUGCAAAUGUUAUUUCUUAUUGCAAUGUGAUAUUUGUAAAUAGAGGGUCAAAUCUUAAGGACAGCCUGUAAUUUUCAUUACCAUGUGUGGUAUUAUUAGGUGUUAAGGAGAACAGCAAAAAAGGAAAACACUUCACAUAAAUGUUUAUUUGAAGCAUUAGUGUCCCGUAUUGUAAUAAAUUAUACAAAA
Molecule: messenger RNA, 1378 nt
Organism: Lampris incognitus (smalleye Pacific opah)
Lineage: Eukaryota; Metazoa; Chordata; Actinopteri; Lampriformes; Lampridae
Gene: lyrm5a
Product: LYR motif containing 5a
Exons: 3
Coding region: 258-518 (86 amino acids)
Biological process (GO): respiratory electron transport chain
Cellular component (GO): mitochondrion
Source: RefSeq, a predicted model, not a curated record